Messenger RNA from Ooceraea biroi (clonal raider ant), 4363 nucleotides. It is a transcript of the gene Ptpmeg, whose product is annotated as protein tyrosine phosphatase Meg. Gene Ontology annotation, molecular function: protein tyrosine phosphatase activity; protein binding. Gene Ontology annotation, cellular component: cytoskeleton. NCBI's taxonomy places the organism in Eukaryota, Metazoa, Arthropoda, Insecta, Hymenoptera, Formicidae. The record is from RefSeq and is a predicted model, not a curated record. Gene Ontology annotation, biological process: protein dephosphorylation.
AGCGCUGUUCUGAGAAGGAAAGAGUUCCGGGGACCGUACGUGCGUCUGCGAGGGUUCACCGAAUUUCACAUACGAGGUUUCGUCGCGGCCACAAGUAAAACGUGUGGCUCGUAUCAUGAAUGUGAAUGUAGUCAGCAUAGCAGAGAGGUGGUGUCGAGAAGGUGGUUGACACGCCUUCAUAUAUUUGAGAUGAUUGAGAGCGUAUCACGCAGAGCGUUGAGUGGCUCCAGUGGGAGCUACCACGUUCGUGGUGCUGAAUUAGCAAGGAAUCGCAGAUUGAAAUCUUUAUCAGCUACUGUUACUUUUUUAGACGAUACACAACACACAUUUCAAUUAGAUAAACGAGCAAAGGGGCAAGUUCUAUUGGACUUGGUGUUUCAACAUCUAGAACUUAUUGAAAAGGAUUACUUUGGUUUACAAUAUGCAGAAAAUGGAGUUAACGCGACUAUUCCUACAUCUGAUGUAAUGAGAUGGCUGGAUCCCUCUAAGCCCAUAAAAAAGCAGAUAAGAAGUAAGGGUGGACAUUUCUUUUUCAAAGUAAAAUUUUAUGUAUCCGAUCCUAGCAAAUUACAAGAGGAAUACACCAGAUACCAAUUUUAUUUACAAAUACGAAGAGAUAUUCUUCAAGGGAAACUUCAGUUGCCUCCUAGUACAGCUUGUCUAAUUGCAAGUUACACAGUGCAAUCGGAAUUGGGAGAUUAUCAUCCAGAGGAACAUGGGUCAGGCUAUCUCUCGCAAUUGCAAUUGAUACCUGGACAGACGGAAGAUAUGGAAAAGAAGAUAUCAGAGCUACAUAAGCUGCAUAAGGGACAGUUGCCAGCUGAUGCAGAAUUCAAUUUUUUAGAUCAUGCAAAGCGUUUGGAUAUGUAUGGAGUGGAAUUACAUAAAGCGAGAGAUUCGACAAACAAAGAGAUACAAUUAGGCGUUACGUCGAUCGGUUUGGUCAUAUUUCAAAACGGCAUUAAAAUCAACGUAUUCUCAUGGUCGAAAAUAGUUAAGAUUUCUUUUAAGAGAAAACAAUUUUUUAUACAGCUUCGACGAGAACAAUCUGAAACCUACGAUACAUUACUGGGCUUCAACAUGCAGACUUACCGUAGUUCGAAAAAUUUGUGGAAGGCCUGCGUCGAGCAUCACACUUUCUUUAGGCUGCACAGUCCGAAAAUGCGACCAAAACGGUUUCCCCUCACUUUAAGCAGCAGGUUUACGUAUUCGGGGCGAACGGAAUUUCAAACGGUUGAAGAUGGGAAACACAGAGCGCGCGUGGAAAGGACGUUUAUACGAUCACCCAGCAAGAAAAUAGCUCAUGCUAUUGCGUCUGUUACCGAAGACAAAGGCAAGAUGACAAUACCUCCUGGAAGAUCUUCACGAUCGUACGACAAUAAGGUGCAGUCCCUCGGUGCACGUGAACCACGUCAGGCGUGGGGUGAAGGAAAUCAAAGUGACGAUGAAGGUGGUUUUUUAUCUUUGAGGGAAGAAAUAACAGCAAGCUACACGCAAGGUGGAGCGUUCUCUCCAGCGUUAGGAUCUCGAAUAUUCAGUUACGCGGAUGACGAUACAGCUGCCGAAAGAAAUAUCUAUGAUCUGCCAGAUUAUAGCGAACCAACUAGUUCGCCAGCACCGCAAAUAUUGGAGGAUGGUCUAGUGACGAUAUCUUUGACACCGGACGAACAAGGCCGUUUUGGCUUUAACGUAAAAGGUGGAUUAGAUUUAGAUAUGCCGAUCUUGGUGUCACGCGUUGCCCCGAACACACCCGCUGAUCGCUGCUAUCCAAAACUGAACGAGGGAGAUCAAGUUGUUUACAUCAAUGGAAUCGACGUUAGUGGCUUGUUGCAUGAGCGCGUGGUAAAUUUAAUACGGCAGUCACGCGACCGCGGAUCCGGUGAACUCACGCUAACUGUCAGACCUAAUGCCCUGUAUAACGCAUUGGCUGGUACCGACGAGACAUCUGAGGAAGAGCCACCUUAUAGAUAUGUACCUGAUGCACCUCAUGCGGCCAUUGGAUCUGAUGCAUUGGCGCAAUCUAUGCUGUUGCUCGCGGAUGGUCUAGCGAGCGGUGCCCUGAUCGCGCAAUACGAACAAUUAUACAGAAAGAAUCCGGAACUCACGUCACUCGAAUCGAAGAAACCAGAGAAUCAGUCGAAAAAUCGUUACCGGGAUAUAUCACCGUACGACGUUACUCGAGUAAUUUUGAUGGGAUCUGCAAAUGGAGAUUACAUUAACGCCAAUUAUGUGAACAUGGAGAUACCAGGAUCAGGGAUUAUUAAUAGAUACAUCGCUACGCAAGGCCCGCUGUCUUCCACUGUCGCCGACUUUUGGCAAAUGGUUCUAGAAGCCGGUAGUACGCUCGUUGUUAUGUUGACGACCCUAGUUGAACGCGGUCGUGCAAAGUGUCACCAAUACUGGCCGGCGUAUAAUGAGACUCUGACGUUAAGAAAUCUUACUCUUACGUCGACCGCAGAAAACGUCGAAGAUACAUUUAUUUUUCGAGAAUUUAUACUCCGCGAUGUCAAUACCGGAGAAGAAAGAGAUAUAACGCAUAUGCAGUAUUGUAGCUGGCCUGACCACGGAGUGCCCAGUGAUUGGCGACAAUUUACCACGUUUACAGAGCGCGUGAGAGCAGCUCGUACUGGAAUAGUCGAACCUGCGGUUGUGCACUGUUCCGCUGGCAUAGGACGAACCGGUGUGCUAGUUUUAAUGGAAACUGCAUUGUGUCUAAUUGAAGCUAAUCAACCAGUCUACCCAUUAGAUAUUGUACGCUCUAUGAGAGAUCAGAGAGCGAUGAUGAUACAAAAUGCUAGUCAAUAUAAAUUUGUGUGUGAAGCAGUCCAUAAGGCUUACAGCGAAGGAAUAGCUAAGCCACUUCCAGAGUUCAGUAGGUGAAAAUGAAAAUUCAAGAGAUGGGCAGCAUUGUAAUUAUACCAUUUCUUCUCUUACAUUUUGCAUCAAACAUCAUGCCACUAGAAAGUAGUUUUAUACUUUGACAAUAACGUAUAUAAUAUAUAUUUAAUCUAGCAUAUCCUAAAUAGAAAAAAAAACACGUUUAUUAUGUACAUAUAUCUCAUUAAUACGUAACUGACAUCCAGUUUUCAUUCACCGCUUUAUUAAAAAAUGUUUAUUUCUUAAUUUUAUUGUACACAGGAGAUCGAUUAGUAUUUUAGUGAUUUCUAUUUAAUUUCUUUAUACGAAAUAUUUAUUGAAAUAUUUCAUGCAAAAUGUGAUCUUAUUUGUCGUGUAUGUUAAUUUUUUUUAUAAUAAUUUAAAAUAUAUUUCUGAUACAUAAUAUAUAUCUAAGAAAUGUGAAGAUGGCGAUGUAUUACUAAAUGUACGACGUAGUACUAAACUUAUGAAGGAAAUAACUAGAUUUAAAAAAUUGCGCAAAAAAUUCUAGACGCAACGUAACAUUUGUGCAAAUUAACUGUUUUAAAUAAUGAAUUCAAUUUUAUUUAAAAUGAGAAUUUAACAUUUACAUUUGAUUUAUAUUAAAUAGAGGAAUUGCUUUAAUUAAUAUAACAAAAACUGCCAUUAUAUUAUAUACAAUUCAAAUAUUAGCACAUAUUUUUACAUUAAUUAUUUUAGGUAAUUUAAGAUCGAAUUCUUUUAGAGAAAGAUAUAUGACGCAGUGUCAUUUAUUGUAAAACUCUUUUUAAUUUUCAAGCAUUAGAUAUGUUGUGAAAGAUUAUAAGAAAUCAAGAGAAUUAUAUAUACUAAUGCAUAAAUUAAUAUAUUUACAUCACACAAAUUUCAAGUACAAUUAUGGGACAUAAUGAAUAAAAAGAUAACAAAUAAGAGGUUUGGAUAUGAUGAUAGAAAUAAAAUGAAGUACGCGAUAUAAAUAGAAUAUACGCAAUUAAAUGAGUUUAAUGUACUAAAUGUUUAGCUUAGUGGUAUUAUCACAUAAAUUAUUGAUGGUAAAACUUGAGUGAAUUUGGAGGUGAUUUCACUCUACAUCAAAAGUUUCAUAAUUACUAAAAACUGAAUUAUAAAGAUGAAGGUAGAUGCAAUUGAUAUUUUUGCAUUAAAUUUUGGUUUUACACAUUAAUCAACUCCAAAUUUGUCAAGGAAAUUACCAUUGACAAUUGAUGCAAUCAAAAUUGUACGACAAACUAUGAAAUUUUCUUUCGUCCACAAAAAAGAAAAUCUUAUAUUUAAAACAUACAGCGAAGUACAAUCUUAAAUAUUGGCAGCUUUUAGGCAAACUUUUUACACAAGUAGCUAUCUUAUAUAUGCAUAUACAUGUAAAAGUAUGGUUGUGUAUCUCCGGCAUGAAUCAAAAAAUUAUGUGAAAGCGUGAAGGUCAUUUGAAUCUUUAUUUUAUUUUAUAUGAUGUAAAACAGCUAAUCAAUUCAAAUAAAUUUUAUACUGA